GGGCUCUGCCGCGCGCACCGGGCGCGCUCCCGAAACGUGCUGCUGAUCCUGGCCGAUGACGGAGGCUUUGAGAGUGGCGCCUACAACAACAGCGCCAUCGCCACCCCCCACCUGGACGCGCUGGCCCGCCGCAGUCUGGUCUUCCGCAAUGCCUUCACCUCCGUCAGCAGCUGCUCUCCCAGCCGUGCCAGCCUCCUCACCGGCCUGCCCCAGCACCAGAAUGGGAUGUACGGCCUGCACCAGGGCGUCCACCACUUCAGCUCGUUCGACCGGGUGCAGAGCUUGCCGCUGCUGCUCCGCCAGGCGGGCGUCCGCACAGGCAUCAUUGGGAAGAAGCAUGUGGGGCCGGAGGCGGUGUUCCCCUUCGACUUCGCGUACACGGAGGAGAAUGGCUCCGUCCUCCAGGUGGGACGGAACAUCACUAGGAUCAAGCUGCUGGUCCGGAAAUUUCUGCAGACUCAGGACGACAGGCCCUUCUUCCUGUACGUUGCUUUCCACGACCCGCACCGCUGCGGGCACUCGCAGCCGCAGUACGGGACCUUCUGCGAGAAGUUCGGCAACGGCGAGAGUGGCAUGGGGCGGAUCCCAGACUGGACGCCCCAGGCCUAUGGCCCGCAGGAUGUGCUGGUGCCUUACUUCAUCCCUGACACUCCAGCAGCCCGAGCUGACCUGGCUGCUCAGUACACCACCAUCGGCCGGAUGGACCAAGGCAUCGGACUCGUGCUCCAGGAGCUGCAGGUGGCAGGUGUCCUGAACGACACGCUCGUGAUCUUCACGUCUGACAACGGGGUUCCCUUCCCCAGCGGCAGGACCAACCUGUACUGGCCGGGCACUGCUGAGCCCUUGCUGGUGUCGUCCCCAGAGCACCCAGGACGCUGGGGCCAGGUCAGCGAGGCCUACGUGAGCCUCCUAGAUCUCACGCCCACCGUCUUGGACUGGUUCUCCAUCCCCUACCCCCACUACGCCAUCUUCAGCUCGAAGCCCGUCCGGCUCACUGGCCGGUCCCUCCUGCCGGCGCUGGAGGCGGAGCCACCGUGGGCCACCGUCUUCGGCAGCCAGAGCCUCCACGAGGUCACCAUGUCCUACCCCAUGCGCUCGGUGCAGCACCAGAGCUUCCGUCUCUUGCACAACCUCCACUUCAAGAUGCCCUUCCCCAUCGACCAGGACUUCUACGUGUCGCCCACCUUCCAGGACCUGCUGGACCGCUCCGCGGCCGGCCGGCCCACGCACUGGUACAAGGACCUGCAUCGCUACUACUACCGGGAGCGCUGGGAGCUGUACGACCGGAGCCGGGACCCCCACGAGACGCAGAACCUGGCCGCCGACCCACGCUACGCCCCGGUCCUGGAGCUGCUGCGGGCCCAGCUGGUCAAGUGGCAGUGGGACACGCACGACCCUUGGGUGUGCGCCCCUGACGGAGUCCUGGAGGAGAAGCUGUCCCCCCAGUGCCGGCCACUGCACAACGAGCUGUGACAGCCCGUGGGGCCAGCUUUUCGGGCACUGACCACGGCCCUUCCUCUGAGUCCCCUCCGAGGAGGGCUGCCCGCCCCAUGCUGGUGUCCUUCCUGCCUCUACCUGGAGCGGGGUACAGGGUGUGUGCCCCAGCUGCUCCCCCCGUGGACAGCUGAGGGUGGUCUGGGCAAGGGGGUCUUAUUCUCUGGGGUUGAGUUGGCGGUCUCCGGGAAGAGGGGCUGGGACCUGGGCCUCAAGACCCUCUUCAUUCUUCGGAACCCACAAAGGUCCCCGUGCCCUUCCCAAGAGGAGACGGGCCUCCAGGUGCCACGUGAGCCCAAACCGCAUUGUACGUGGCACACAGUACUGGCCUUGAUCAGUCUGGUCCCAAGGAGCCUUGGGAACGGCCCACGGUCAAGUUCCAGACCCGCGAGCUGGGUCCCCACCAGGCCACCAAUUGGCAGCUGGCCCCCAGCUAACGAGUUGGAUCCUGUGGUCUGUGGGCAAAGCUGGUCCUUCUCUUUGAACGCCCGAGGGUGCAGACCCCCCGUCCUCAGCGGGGUUCACUCUGUUGGAGGAACACCAGGAUCCGUGGCACAGAUGUUCCUGGAAUGAUCCAGACCCACCUCUGCCCACACGAGAGCAGAAGCUCCUCCUGGGAAAACCCAGAAAAGGGGGCUUUCCCCCUGAGUGGGUGGCUCCUGUCACCCCUCCCUCCCCAUCCACUCCAUUCUGGGGUUGUGGGGAGAGAGCCACAGGCCAGAGCACUGCAAAAGCUUUUUAUUUUAGCAAAAUACACCAGAGUUCGUUUCUGAA
Molecule: messenger RNA, 2268 nt
Organism: Pteropus alecto (black flying fox)
Lineage: Eukaryota; Metazoa; Chordata; Mammalia; Chiroptera; Pteropodidae
Gene: SGSH
Product: N-sulfoglucosamine sulfohydrolase
Exons: 8
Biological process (GO): glycosaminoglycan catabolic process; heparan sulfate proteoglycan catabolic process
Molecular function (GO): N-sulfoglucosamine sulfohydrolase activity
Source: RefSeq, a predicted model, not a curated record